This is a messenger RNA of Vicia faba (fava bean), 330 nucleotides long. The record is from the annotation of a GenBank genome assembly. Lineage: Eukaryota; Viridiplantae; Streptophyta; Magnoliopsida; Fabales; Fabaceae.
AUGUGGGUUGUGAAGGGAAAAAAUGGAAGCCAACACCUUGAAUUGGUCUUACAAAAUGGAAUGAGCGAUCAAAUUCAUGUCACCAGUAGGAGCCAAGACUUUAAAGAUUUGAUUGAACAACUAAAGGAACAUGAAACUUAUUAUAUUUACAAUGGAGAGUUUAAAUACCAGCUCACAUUCAACUUUCAAUUAAAUCUAAAACUUUCUCAAUGGACUUUCAAACCUGAUAUAUUAUAUGAUGUCAUUGGUGUUUUACAAGAUGUUGUGAAGACACAAAUUGGAGGUGGUGGUAAGAAGUCGUGUGUCAAUAUCACUUUACGUGAUAUUUAG